CGCGCAGCGGGGAACGGAUAACACAACCAGGGGCACUUUGGUCAGAGCGCAGGCAAAAGUAGUGCAAACCAUGGGGGCUUAACCACGGCAGGCGUUUCUUUUAUUCAUUUCUGAUUUUUUUUUUGCUUUGUUUUCGGCGUGGUCUCCUCCACCCACCCACCCUCCGCACACCUCUUCACAGAGAGAGGCGCGGCUGUCCACGGGCUCCGGGCUGAAACGUCAGCUUCUCGGCUGAAGUUGUUUCCAGUUGAGACGAGUUCACGUGUGGAGGAAGCGAGGCAGGAUGUAUCAUGAAGAAAGCGCGAAGUUGCACAGGCCGCGCUAUGGAACCAUUGAGGAUGAUGAGAGGCUUUCGGCAGAGGAGAUGGAUGAGAGGAGGCGGCAGAACAUCGCCUACGAGUACCUGUGUCACCUAGAGGAGGCCAAACGGUGGAUGGAGGCCUGCUUGGAGGAGGACUUGCCCCCCACCACCGAACUGGAGGAGGGACUCAGGAACGGUGUUUAUCUUGGAAAACUCGCUAAUUUCUUUGCCCCUAAACUGGUGUCUGCAAAAAAGAUCUAUGACCGAGAUCAGGCUCGUUAUAAGACCAAAGGGCUGCACUUCAGACACACUGACAACACGGUGCAGUGGCUCAGAGCCAUGGAGUCAGUGGGCCUUCCCAAGAUAUUUUAUCCAGAAACCACUGAUGUGUAUGACCGUAAAAACAUGCCCAAGGUGGUGUACUGCAUACACGCACUAAGCUUGUACUUGUACAAACUGGGGAUCGCGCCACAGAUCCAGGACCUGCUGGGAAAAGUCGACUUCACGGAGGAGGAGAUCAGUAACAUGAGAAUUGAACUGGAGAAGUAUGGUAUUCAGAUGCCAGCUUUCAGUAAAAUCGGAGGAAUCCUGGCCAAUGAGCUCUCUGUGGACGAGGCGGCUUUACAUGCUGCUGUAAUCGCCAUCAACGAGGCAGUCGAGAGAGGCCAGGCGUCCGUCACGAUGGGAGCCUUGAAAAAUCCAAACGCAAUGCUGAGGAAAACCCAGGAAGUCCUGGCUCAAGACUACCAGGAUACACUGAGGCAGGCUAAGGCUCGCAAACGGGAUCAGUCGUCAGGAAGGCGAUUAUCAGUUGCUACAGAAGAAAGAGACGUUUAUGAAGAGCUACUGACUCAACAGGAAAUCCAGAGCUGCAUCGAUCGUGUCAACACCCAGGCAGCAGUACGGCAAGUGAACCAAGCAGUGUUGGUCCAAGAUGAAGCUGCUUUGAUGGCUGCACUUAGACUCGAAGCCCUUUCCCUGCUGGGCGUCCAGGAGGCAAACAGCGGCUGCUACCUGGAGCAUUUUACAUCCUACACACAACAAAAAUCAAAGGAUGGUGGGAGGUCGGUAGCGCUGGACAAAGAGGAGAUUCACAGAAUCGUCAGCUCCUGUAACGACUUUGCAGAGGCAGAGAAACGCAAACUUGAGGCAGUUGCGCGGAUCAACGCCGCCAUUCGUCUGGGCAAUGCUGUGGAGACGGUGGAGGAGCUGCAGAGCCCUGAGGCACAGCUGCCAAUCGUCUACCAGAAUGCGGCCAACCUGUAUCAGACCGAGCUGUUUAGUUUGCAGCUCCAAGGAGGACGGUCUGGACUGAGUCACGAGGAGCUCAGCGUCGCUGUGGAGAUGCUGUCGGCGGUAGCGGUCCUGAACGAGGUGCUGGACACAAAGGAGCCGCAGGCUGUCAUUGAGCAGCUGACGGACUCUCCGCUGGGCUUCACAAAUAUAGAGCACGACAACCUCAACAGGUACGCUGACAUGCUUAUUGAAGAGCGAACCGAGACUCUUUCCAAGAGCCAGGAGUUUCUCUCUUGGAACGAUGUUCAGAAAUGCAUCGACAUGGUUAACGUUCAGGUCCAAGAGGAGCACGAACGUAUCAUCGCUAUUGCAGAGAUCAACGAGGCGCUGAACUCAGGAGAUCCUCAGCAGACCCUUGCAGCUCUGCUUCUCCCUACAGCCAAGCUGACGGGAGUAAACCCAGCCACAGCGAAGCAUUACCACGACCUACUUCAUUAUACCAAACAGCUUCUCUGCCAGACUUCUGGAGAUGAAUCUGCGGUGCUCUGGCUGGACCAAAUCCAGGAAGCUAUCCUCACAGCCAAUCAGGACGAAGCAGAGGCCCUGACAAUGGCUGGAGCUGUUGCUCAUAUUAACAGGACAGUGGAGGAAGGGGACCCCCAGAACACCUUGCAGGCUUUGCAGAGUCCAAGUGCAGGACUGAGAGCGGUGCAUCCGGACUGUGCCGACACAUACCAGAGUGAACUAGCACACAGACAAACAACAAACGCUAGCAACGGCAGCAGCGAUGGUGUUUGGGUAAAACACAGCAUCAAGGACAGAUACGACUACUUUUACAGCCUGGAGACGGGGCAGGGCAGCUGGGAAGAGCCGGAAGGAUUUGACCAGAAAGCUGCGCAGCUCAGCAAAGAAGAGAUCCAGAAUGUAGUCAACUGUGUGACUGCAGAGUACAACAGGGAACAGCUGUGGUUGGCGAAUGAAUCGUUCGUCACGCAGCUGCAGGCCAGGAUCAGAGGUUACCUGGUCAGAAAAAAACAUUCACAGAGAAUGGAGUAUCUACACCAGCAGGAACCACAAGUAGUUAAACUCCAGGCUUGCUGGAGGGGCUAUAGACAGAGGAAAAUCUACAUAAGGAGGAUUAAUUUGCUUCAGAAAAGUGUUGCUUCUGUGAUCAAGAUCCAGUCUGUUGUGAAAAUGUGGAAAGCAAAACGAAAGUACAAUCAACGGUUGCAGUUCUUCAGAGACCAUGAGAAAGAAAUUGUGAAAAUCCAGGCUUUUCUAAAGGCGAACAAGGCAAGAGAUGACUACAGGACAUUAACUGGCGCCAGUGAUCCUCCGCUGUCGGUGGUCCGAAAGUUCGUCCACUUGUUGGAGCAGAGCCCCCUGGACCUGCAGGAGGAGCAGGAGGUGACCCAGCUCAGGGAGGAAGUGGUCACAAAGAUCCGCUCCAACCAACAGAUGGAGAAAGACUUGAACGUGAUGGACAUCAAGAUCGGCCUGCUGGUGAAGAACAGGAUCACGCUGCAGGAUGUUGUUUCACAUAAUAAGAAAAUGAAGAACAAGAAAAAUAAAACGAGUACAGAUGACCAGACUACUGGAGAUGGACUUGGGAUUAAAGGCCUUAGUAAGGGUAAAAGAAGGAAACUGGAAGCCUACCAGCAUCUCUUUUAUCUGCUACAGACCAUUCCAUCCUAUCUGGCUAAGCUGAUCUUUCAAAUGCCCCAAAACAAGUCUACAAAGUUCAUGGACACGGUGAUCUUCACUUUGUACAACUACGCUUCCAACCAAAGAGAGGAGUACCUGCUGCUCAAACUCUUCAAGACUGCGCUGGAAGAAGAGAUCAAUUCUAAGGUGGAUCAGAUCCAGGACAUAGUGACGGGCAAUCCCACAGUCGUCAAGAUGGUGGUGAGCUUUAACAGAGGCGCCCGAGGCCACAACACCCUCAGGCAGCUGUUGGCUCCAGUGGUCAAAGAGAUCAUCGAUGACAAAAGUUUGGGCAUCAACACCAAUCCUGUGGACGUGUACAAAGCCUGGGUCAACCAGCUGGAGACGGCGACCGGAGAGGCCAGCAAGCUGCCCUACGACGUGACCCCUGAGCAGGCCAUGUCGCACGAGGAAGUACGCAACAGGCUGCAGGCCUCCAGCGUGGCUCUGCGGGCCACAACGGAUAAGGUGUUGAGCUCCAUCGUGUCCUCGCUGGACAAUAUCCCUUAUGGCAUGAGAUACAUAGCAAAGGUUCUGAAGAACACCCUACAUGAAAAGUUUCCAGAAGCCUCAGAGGAUGAGCUGCUGAAGAUUGUGGGGAACCUGCUGUACUACCGCUACAUGAACCCAGCCAUCGUGGCGCCGGACGCCUUCGACAUCAUCGACGUGUCGGCAGGAGGCCAGUUGCCAAACGACCAGCGGCGCAACUUGGGGUCUGUGUCGAAGAUGCUGCAGCACGCUGCUGCAAACAAGCAUUUUGAGGGCGAGAAUGCACACAUGACGCCGAUGAACACCUACAUAUCCCAGAUGUAUGAGAAGUUUAGGUUAUUUUUCCAGGCUGCUUGUGACGUCCCUGAACUCGAGGAGAAGUUUAAUAUUGACGAGUAUUCAGACAUGGUGACUCUGAGCAAACCUGUCAUCUACAUCUCUAUAGAGGAGAUCAUCAACACCCAUUCGCUGCUUCUGGAGCACCUGGAGGCCAUCUCUCCAGACCAAAAUGACUUGCUGCACGAGCUGCUGCAGGACCUGGGAGAUGUGCCUGAUGUGGAGGCUUUACUUGGCGAAGGAGCUGUAGGCCCAGAUGUCCAAAACAGAGAAAGUGCUCUGAGUCAGCUGGCAAAGACUGAGAUCUCGCUAACGCUGACCAGCAAGUUUGAGCUGCUGGAGGGAGAUGAGAAAGACUUGAAGACCCUCAUGAGAAAGACAAAAAAGCUGAUAGUUGAUGUGGUUCGGAUUCAGCAUGGAGAGACAUUACCAGAGAUCCUGGAGACCCCGGCCACUGCGCCACAGGAGUCGGAGCAUGCCAAGCUGGUCCAGCGUAGGGCGGACCAGGAUGCUCAGACUCCAGAGGGGCUGAAAAGCAGCCCGGCGGUGUUGGAGGACGGCCACCUGCCUCUCGAGCAGAAGAAGAGGAAGAUUUCCAGGAAUCUGCGUAAUCUCGAGCAGGCUGGCCUCGUCACUGCCAGCAACAAAUACCAGGACCUCAUAAACGACAUUGCAAAGGACAUCCGGUACCAGAGGCGCUACAGGCAGAGGAGGAAGGCCGAGCUUACAAAGCUUCAACAGACGCUGACGGCGCUCAACUCCAAAACCGCCUUCUUCCAGGAACAAAUGAACUAUUAUGACACCUACAUCAAGACCUGCCUGGAUAAUCUCAACCGCAAGAAUUCACGCAGAUCCAUAAAACUGGACAGUAAAGGAGAAGAGAAGGGCAGUAAGAAGUGGAAGCCACAGUCUCUGAAGUACACGGCCGCCAGGCUCCAUGAGAAGGGAGUCAUCCUGGAGAUCGAAGGUCUUCAGACAAACCAGUUUAAAAAUGUUAUGUUUGACAUUUCUCCCACUGAGGAAGUUGGAGACUUUGAGGUGAAGGCCAAAUUCAUGGGGGUUGAAAUGGAAAAGGUCCAGCUUCAUUUCCAGGACCUCCUUCAGCUGCAGUACGAGGGCGUGGCCGUCAUGAAGAUGUUUGACAAAGCCAAAGUGAACGUUAAUUUGCUCGUCUUCCUUCUCAACAAGAAGUUUUAUGGAAAAUAAAGCCGGAGGAGAAAGUGUCGGGAGCAAAGCUGCUUGUGCCUUCUGACGCGCUGAACCAAAUCGGUCAACGUUGUUUCAUCUCUUAAUUUAAUGGAUCACAUCCAAAUGAAAUGUCAACGUGUCUGUUCCGUUUCAUUUUGUCUGUGUUGAUUUGUAAAUGUAAUGUGCUUUUUAAGAAUGAAAGUGUAAUGGUAUUCAUAUUUUAUAUGUAAAAGACACAAAGAGUCCUUCCCCAUGUUGAAGAAACGGUCAGUUUUUUAUCAACGUUUGAAAAGCGACGAUGCACCAUGGAGAUAUCUAGUACUACAGUUUACCAGUGCCUUUGAAAUACCUAAAUAAAAUGUUAUAAUUCAACAUUAAAGCUACAAGAGAUCUAUUUUAAUGUUGCUAUUGUUACUGUAUAAUUAUAUCGCAAUAUUUGAAAAAAAUAAAUUACAUACGUCAAUAA
Fundulus heteroclitus (mummichog) is the source of this 5720-nucleotide messenger RNA. RefSeq names its product IQ motif containing GTPase activating protein 2 (gene iqgap2). The record is from RefSeq and is a predicted model, not a curated record. NCBI's taxonomy places the organism in Eukaryota, Metazoa, Chordata, Actinopteri, Cyprinodontiformes, Fundulidae. The transcript has 38 exons. Gene Ontology annotation, molecular function: GTPase activator activity; calmodulin binding; actin filament binding. Gene Ontology annotation, cellular component: cytoplasm. Gene Ontology annotation, biological process: regulation of actin cytoskeleton organization; regulation of GTPase activity. Bases 284 to 5272 code for a protein of 1662 amino acids.